AUGCAACGCUCAAAGCAGCCUCUUAUGAUACUCACUUGUCAACAUAAUUCGCACUAUUUUGAAGAGCGAAAUAUAGUUGUCAACGACGUUGUCAAGGUUGGUCGAGCUGUUGCCCGGGCUAAGGCUGCCCCAAACAAUGCAAUCUUCGAUUGCAAAGUGCUUUCACGGAAUCACGCAAUCAUUUGGUUUUCCUCCGACGAAUUUUGGCUUCGUGAUACCAAUAGCAGUAACGGAACUUUUGUCAAUGAUGUCCGGGUCACUAAACGUGACGACGGGGACUCUUGUGACAGGCAAAUCUUCUCAGGAGACAUUAUACGAUUUGGAGUGGAUGUUGUCGAGAACGACACAAUUCACGGAUGCAUAAUCACUAGUGUAACUCUCAUUCUUCCCAAUGGUUGUGAGGCUAAGCCAAAGCUUGGACAUACUUCUGGCGAAUCAGCCCCGGCUGGUCACAUCCCUAUAAACACAGAACAAAUAUUUCAACUCUCCUGCUUCCUUAACGUAGGCAUCCUUCGAAUGAAAUAA
Molecule: messenger RNA, 525 nt
Organism: Dibothriocephalus latus
Lineage: Eukaryota; Metazoa; Platyhelminthes; Cestoda; Diphyllobothriidea; Diphyllobothriidae
Source: the annotation of a GenBank genome assembly